AUGCUUCCUCUUCUUCAACAAAGCUCUUCUUCAAAGUGCUUCCUCCUUACAUCAAGAUGCUUCCUCUCUUCAACAAAGUACUUCCUCUCGAUCAAGUGCUUCUCUCUUACAACAAGUACUUCCUCUCUUCAUUCAAGGUCCUAUCCUCUCUUCAUCAAGAUGCUUCCUCUCUUCUCAAAGUACUAUCCUCUCUUCAUCACCGAUGCUUACCUGCUCUUCAUUAAGAUGCCUUCCUCUCUUCCAUCAAGGUGCUUCCUCUCUCAUCAAGGUGCUUCCUCACUCCAUCAAUGCAUCCAUCAUCCACUUCCUCUUCUUCAUCAAGGGUGCUUCCUCUCUUCAUCAAGGUGCUUCCUCAACUCCUAUCUUGCAUCCAUCAGGCAGCCUCCCUCUCUUACAUCAAAGGUGCUUCCUCUCUUCGUCAAAGUACUUCCUCUUCUUUGCUCAGAUGCAGCUUUCUCGCUUCAUCAUGCGUUUUCCUCUCUCAACAAGUACUUUUUCCUCUCUCAUCAUGCAGCUUCCUCUCUGUCAUACAAAGUACUUCCUCUUUUCAUCAAGACUCUUGCCGUCUCUUUCAGACAAGUACUUCCCUCUCUUCAACAUUUACAGAUCUCCUCUUCAUUCAAACGUACUUCUCUCUUCAUCAAGAUUCUUCCUCUCUCAACCAAAGUACUUCUCUCUUCAUUAGAAUGCUUCCUCUCUUCAAAAAGUGCUUCCUUCUUAUCAAGGUGCUUCCUCUCUUCUUCAAGUACUUCCUCUCUUGAUCAAGAUGCUGUCUCUCUUCAACAAAGUGCUUCCUCUCUCUUCCAAGAUCGCUCCUCUCUUCUUCAAGUACUUCCUCUCUUCCAAUCAAGGUGCUUCCUUCUUCAACAAAGUGCUUCUCUCUUUCAUUAA
Molecule: messenger RNA, 891 nt
Organism: Trichomonas vaginalis G3
Lineage: Eukaryota; Parabasalia; Trichomonadida; Trichomonadidae
Product: SLEI family protein family
Exons: 1
Coding region: 1-891 (296 amino acids)
Source: RefSeq, a predicted model, not a curated record